UCGUGACGUCACUAGGAGGCGCCCUCGCGGGGCGCCGAGCGCAAGUCCCGGAGGCUUCUGGGUAGCGAAUUACUCCCGCCCCCAGCACCGGCGCUUUCCUUUCCGUCCCUGACGCCGCCGAGGUCGCACGCGCGAGGCUGCUCUGCCACCGCUGAGAUGCGUUACGUUGCCUCCUACUUGUUGGCUGCCCUCGGGGGCAAUUCCUCCCCCAGCGCCAAGGACAUCAAAAAGAUCCUGGACAGCGUGGGCAUCGAGGCAGACGACGACCGACUCAACAAGGUCAUCAGUGAGCUCAACGGAAAGAACAUUGAGGACGUCAUUGCCCAGGGUAUUGGCAAGCUGGCCAGUGUGCCCGCGGGCGGGGCUGUGGCCGUCUCUGCUGCCCCAGGAUCUGCAGCACCUGCUGCCGGUUCUGCUCCAGCCGCAGCAGAGGAGAAGAAGGAGGAGAAGAAGGAAGAGUCAGAGGAGUCAGAUGACGACAUGGGCUUUGGCUUGUUUGACUAGAGUCCCGCUUCCCUGCAAAUAAAACCCUUUUUAUGUA
Molecule: messenger RNA, 541 nt
Organism: Dama dama (fallow deer)
Lineage: Eukaryota; Metazoa; Chordata; Mammalia; Artiodactyla; Cervidae
Gene: RPLP2
Product: ribosomal protein lateral stalk subunit P2
Exons: 5
Coding region: 157-504 (115 amino acids)
Biological process (GO): cytoplasmic translational elongation
Cellular component (GO): cytosolic large ribosomal subunit; ribosome
Molecular function (GO): structural constituent of ribosome
Source: RefSeq, a predicted model, not a curated record